AUGCUGUUCAUUGACUUCAGUUCAGCAUUCAACACUGUGAUCCCCUCCAAGCUGAUCUCCAAGCUAGGCCAGCUUGGAAUCAGCAACUCACUCUGCAACUGGAUUAUUGACUUCCUUACUAACAUACCCCAGACUCUUAAAUUAGGAAGUCUCUCCUCCUCCACCAUCACCCUGAACAAUGACGUGCCGCAGGGCUGUGUGUUGAGCCCUCUGCUCUACUCCCCCUUCACCCACGACUGUGCCCCUGUUUAUGACUCCAAUGCCAUAACCAAGUUCGCAGAUGACACCACAGUGGUGGGCCUGAUCAGAGAGGAGGUUCAGCACCUAGCUAUGUGGUGCAAAAACAAUAACCUGGCACUCAAUACCCAGAAGACCAAGGAGAUCAUUGUGGAUUUCAGGAGAGCCAAGAGCAGGGCACACAUCCCCCUCCACAUCAGUGGAAUAAACAGUGGAUCGAGGACCCCCCCCCCUACAUGGGAUGUGCUACCACAAAAUAAAGUUGUUAACGGCUUAUGCGAAGUGGGCUACAUAUGUGAUGUACAGUAUCGGGAUGAGACCAGCCCCGCUAAGAUUAUCCAGAAAGUUUUUUCCAUUAGGGAGCCUUCCAUAAGGGCCUUGGAAGCACUGGAGAGGGGGUGCAGAAAUGCAGCUACUGGCACAGAAGAAUGUGGCUGUGGUCUCAGAGAGAAACGCCCCCCAGCUCAGUUUUCACCUGCCAACGGUGAAGAUGAGGAGGACACAAAUCCAAAACUAAAGGGGAAAAAGAAUUUAACAAAGGCUCUGUCUCUGCCGUUUUUAAAUGAAUAUGAAGAGAGUGAGCCGGGAUACUCCAGAGAUGUGAACCCAGCAGCCGAUAGCAGCAUAGCUAACCAGCUUAAUGAGAUGCGAUGUCUGCUUUUAGAGAUGCGGGAGAAAAUAAUCAACCUGGAGCGUACUGUGAGAGAUCAAAUUACUCAGCCAGCGUCAUCCACAUUAUCAAGAUCACCCUUAUUACCAUCAUCAUCAUCCCCAUCACCACCCUCAAGAACAACAUCAUCAACAUCACCACCCUCACCCUCACCAGUCCAGAUUCACAUAGGCCCUACAGUGAAGAUCACGGCCACCCAGUAUGCCCACAUCAAGUGGAGUGACCCUAGUAAAGGCCACCAAGGACUUGUUGAUGGCAGUGUUUGGGAGGCAGGUCCUGGCCACACAUUCAUAUACGGGGAAGCUGUCUAAUGCCUUUCUGGGAAGACAGCCCAAGCCCCAGCUCAAUUCUGCAAAGACGUCGGACAUACUAAACUAUAUCACCAACAAAUUUGGGGUGGACCCUGCCCUGGUCAAGCAAGCCAUUUCACAGAAAUGCGCUGAUGAAGCAAAGUUGGCCAGAAGACGCUCCAAGUGAACGCGUACACACACACACACACACACAUGCUCACUCACAUACACAUACACACACUCACAUCUGAUUUUUAAAAAAUGUAUUGAUAUA
Messenger RNA from Alosa alosa (allis shad), 1471 nucleotides. RefSeq lists its product as uncharacterized. NCBI's taxonomy places the organism in Eukaryota, Metazoa, Chordata, Actinopteri, Clupeiformes, Clupeidae. Bases 1 to 1218 code for a protein of 405 amino acids. The transcript is spliced from 10 exons. The record is from RefSeq and is a predicted model, not a curated record.